AUGAGGAAAAUAUGUCGUGGCGUUCACCAGCACGGUUGCCCGAUUUCUCCUCACAAUGUAGCCUCCCCAGACACAUCCUGUUACCAACCUUUUUCCUUCUGCUCUCCUAUCCCCCUCCUUAACUCCCCCACCCAACCAAACUCUAACACACCCAUCGACACUCUCCCAUCUCCCCACACUGAACCUCAUGUGAUCCCCAGCCCAGAACCUCUAAAGAACCCUGAACUGAACUACAGCCCCACGUCACCCUCCCCGAGUAAUGCAACUACUAACCAGUGCUACCCGAACCUACCAGGCCAGUGUUUGUGCGGCACUGCAAGCGCGCGACCUUAUCGACACAAGCGGGCAGCGCAUUCCUCCUCGGCCGCCCGGCGUCAAAAUCCCCUCUCAAGACCCAGACACUCAUCAUCAACAGAGAUGAGCAACAAAGAAACACAAGUAACGCCUACACGCAACCACACUAGAAAUAGCAAAAGGAGAAAAAAGUGA
Molecule: messenger RNA, 489 nt
Organism: Penaeus vannamei (Pacific white shrimp)
Lineage: Eukaryota; Metazoa; Arthropoda; Malacostraca; Decapoda; Penaeidae
Source: RefSeq, a predicted model, not a curated record